GUGAUGCCAAUCCUUGUCCAAGAAGCAGGGGACCCUACUGUGACGUCAACAAUCCAGAUGGCUCAGCAUGUUGCUCAAAAUCCCACUGCGCAUUUGUCUCAUCGUCACGUGAUCCCAGCAAAAACCUUCGCAUCAGUUGAUGUCUGUAGGGAUCUUCCUCGCUGCUGGGAUGAAGUCGAGAUGUCCAAGGCUUUUGGAAAGCUUGGUCCAAGCAAUGAUCUGUUCAGAUCAGUGGGUCCAGUUGGGAAGGAUGGAAAAGAUGCGGAUAAAGGCUAUAACCAAAGUGACGUCGAUAGGGCGAUUGAGUUCAUCCUUUGUCCACCUGCAGAUGUAAUGACAUUGGAUCAUUCUACGAGCGGACCUCCUAACAUCUCGUAUCAAGUCCAGGAGUUUCCAGACAUUCCAGGACUUGUUCCCAGUCCCACAUCAGAUCUCAGACCAGUCUUCAAGGCGGUCAGCAUCUCAUCACCAGCUGUCAAGACUGUUGGUCUUCGCCGGCCAAAAGGAGGAUGGCGAUCAGUCUGCAUUAUUGAGUGACUUUGAUUUGAGUGGCUAAAGGGCUUCCCCCAUCAUCAAGUUCAUCG
Molecule: messenger RNA, 584 nt
Organism: Lytechinus variegatus (green sea urchin)
Lineage: Eukaryota; Metazoa; Echinodermata; Echinoidea; Temnopleuroida; Toxopneustidae
Exons: 2
Coding region: 4-537 (177 amino acids)
Source: RefSeq, a predicted model, not a curated record